AAGUCAACUCAUAUGCACUCUUUGUAUUUCUAAAAUUGAUAAUCAAUUGAAAUGGGUUGAAACCCUAAAUUGAAGAAGCUCCGUUUGUUGGUCUCAAAACUCUCUCUGAUAGACAUUCCUCUCCUCAAUCAUCGCUCAAAUGUCAUUCUUAAGGUUCACCUUUCGAUCUUCUUCUUCUUCUUUUUUUGUUUCCUUCUUAAGGCGAUUAUACUCUCACUCUCCAUUUCAUGUUAAUAAUAAUAAUGCUGAUGAUGCUAUUUCCUCAUUCAACCGCAUGCUUCGUAUGAAUCCAACCCCAUCCAUUGUUGAAUUUUGCAAGAUUUUAGCUUCCCUUGUUAAGAUGAAACAUUACCCCACUGCUAUUUCACUUUCUCACCAAUUGGAAUUUAAUGGAAUUAGGCCAGAUAUUGUUACUUUCAACAUCUUGAUCAAUUGUUACUGCCACGUUCCUCAAAUGUCUUUUGCAUUUUCUAUAUUAGCUAAGAUUCUCAAGUUGGGUUAUCAGCCCAAUGUCAUAACCUUAAAUACUCUUAUCAAUGGUCUGUGUUUCAACGGUAAGGUCAAGGAAGCACUGCAUUUUCACGACCAUGUGAUUGCACAUGGAUUUCACCUCAACCAAGUUAGCUACGGGACCUUGAUCAAUGGACUGUGUAAAAUUGGAGAAACAAGGGCUGCCUUGCAAGUUCUAAGACAAAUUGAAGGGAAAUUGGUCAAACCUGAUGCAAUGAUGUACACCACAAUUAUUGACAGUUUGUGUAAAGAUAAGUUUAUAAGAGAUGCUUACGAUUUAUAUUCUGAAAUGAUUGCAAAGAAUAUUUCUCCUGAUGUUUUCACUUACACUUCUCUAAUAUAUGGAUUUUGCAUUGUUGGUCAGUUGAAAGAAGCAUUUGAUUUGUUCCAUGAAAUGCCAUUGAAAAACAUCAACCCAGGUGUUUAUACUUUUACUACACUGGUCGAUGCUCUAUGUAAAGAAGGAAAGGUGAAACAAGCUAAAAAUGUGAUAGCUGUGAUGAUGAAAGCAGGCGUGGAACCUAAUGUUGCUACAUACAGUUCAUUAAUGGAUGGGUAUUGCCUAAUCAAUGAAGUGAAUAAGGCCAAAGUUAUAUUCAACACUAUGGCCCAAAGACGAGUGAUACCUAACGUUCAUUGCUACACUGUGUUGAUUAAUGGGCUGUGUAAAAUUAAAAUGAUGGAUGAAGCCAUAAAUCUAUUUAAAGAAAUGCAAGACAAGAAGAUUAUUCCUAAUACAGUGACUUACAAUUCUCUUAUUGAUGGUUUGUGCAAAUCAGGGAGAAUCUCUCAUGCUUGGGAGCUUCUUGUUGAGAUGCAAGAUAGGGGUCAACCUGCCAAUGUAAUCACUUACAAUUCUUUAUUACAUGCUUUAUGUAAAAACCAUCAUGUUGAUAAGGCAAUUGCAUUGGUCAAGAAAAUUAAAGACAAAGGCAUUCAACCAGAUAUGCACACAUACAAUAUACUCAUGGAUGGACUUUGCAAACAAGGGAGAUUUCUGGACGCACAAGUGAUUUUUAAUGAUCUUUUGAUUAAAGGCUACAAUGUUACAGUCCCCACAUAUAAUAUUAUGAUCCAUGGUCUUUGUUCUGAGGGCUUGUUUGAUGAUGCUGAGUCCCUACUGUUAAAAAUGGAAGACAAUGGCUGUGUUCCUAAUGCUAUAACUUAUGAAAUAAUUAUCCGUGCUCUCUUUGAAAAUGAUGAGAAUGAUAAGGCAUUGAAACUUUUACAUGAAAUGAUUGGCAGUGGUCUAAUGUAAGAGGAGAACCAGUUUGAGUAAAAGUUUCAAUUGGUUCUAAUGCAGGAAUGGAUAUACACGAGCUCAGUAUUUUGAGGAUAUGAUACUUCUCAGUCCUCACUCAGCUUAAGGAUUCUUGGUUAGCAUCAGCAAAGUCUUUUUUUUAAUCAACUUGUUGUUUUUCCUGUUCUACUAUUGUUUCAAUUAGUCCAAUUUCCGUUGUAAAUUUAUACUUGUUGAACAUCUGCUGUUCUUUCAAUUUUCCCCAUAUUUUGCUUGUUUAUUCUUCAUUGAUACGACCAAGCUGUGCAAAUCAUAUUCCAUCGUCUCCCAGUCAAAUGUACUAGUUAUCUCACGAGUCAUCAAUGCUAAACAUGUGGCAAGCAUUUUAGAACUUGAUGAUCUAUCUAGUACCUACUGUGAUUGUUUUGAAGUACAUAUUGUGUUUAAUCUGGUUUGUUGCGCUCUAUCGGACCACUCAAGUUACGCUCUAGAUGUUCAUUCCUGAGUGUGGGUGGAGUGUGUUAAGAGUCUCAUGUUAUAUAAUAUAAGGUCUGAAAAUAAUUUUAUAAUUGGGCUAGGACUGUUCAGUUCAGAUAGAUAACUAAACCGAACCAUAACAAUGGUUCAGAAGAACUGAACCGAAAUGCUAUAGUCUUCCUCCGAACCGAACUGAACCGGAUUAAUGGUUCGGUGAACCAGUUCUUAAUUUCGAACCGAACUGUUGUCAUACAAUUUUUUUUCCAAACCAAACUGUUAUUUUUUGGGUGAACUGAACUGUGUUUAAGACGUCCUUAUGUUGCUAGUAAUAAUGUAACAUCAUAUUUAAAGCUUUACCACAAGAUGUAUUCUGGCCUUCUAUGAUUCUUGAAUUUCAUUUGGACUGUAACUCUAUUCUAUUUUAGCCGACUGUGAAGUUUAUCAUGCAAAUAUAUUCACAAAGCUGCCAUAUUCUGUGAGCUCAGGUUCUCUCCAUAUGCAAGAUAGGGGUAUGUUUACUAACUCUUCCUUUGUUUCAGGCUCAAAGGGAUGAAAUAAUACUAUGUUAUUUUAGAAUAUUUUCUGUCCCUAAAUCUAAAAAAAUGAGGUGAAAAAUAUCUGGUUAAAAGUCAAUUUUUCUCCUUCUUUCGAAUAGACACAUCAAAUGUCUUGAAGCUAGUUUUAGACCACAUGAAGAGACCAAUAAUGCAAAGUUGUUAAACUGCUGUUAUAGUGGCUCUAUUGCGUAGCAGAAUUUUAAUUAAUCACUAUUGUUCUGCGUUUCGCUAUUUAGUACGAAGUGUUGCAAAUGCUGGCGUCACAGAUUUUUAACAAACCGCUAUUUUCCAAGACCCGCGAUUGACAACACUGAUAAUGAAAAGUAAUAACCUUACUUACCUAUGAUGGCCUGUGGUUUGUU
Trifolium pratense (red clover) is the source of this 3146-nucleotide messenger RNA. Its product is annotated as pentatricopeptide repeat-containing protein At1g62910-like. The transcript is spliced from 2 exons. Lineage: Eukaryota; Viridiplantae; Streptophyta; Magnoliopsida; Fabales; Fabaceae. Gene Ontology annotation, molecular function: protein binding. Bases 140 to 1768 code for a protein of 542 amino acids. The record is from RefSeq and is a predicted model, not a curated record.